CAGAAACGAAAAAUAUGUUUUUUAGUGAAUGCACCUGAAGACAGCUAAACUUUUAUACUAUGCUGUAUGUCCAACUGCUGAUAAAUUGGUAUUUAAACCUCAGUCGGUUAUUUGCACGAGGGACUGUUUGGUUUUCUAACGUUGUUUGAUAAGUUUUAAUUUGUGAAAUGAACAAUUAAUAGCAAUGCUUGAGGAAAAAGAAAAAAUUAUAAACACAAAAAAUGUGUUUCUUACUUCACUGAUAUCAGGGGGCAUGGCAGGAACAUUUGUGGAUUCUGCGCUAUUUCCACUAGAUACAUUGAAAACACGACUCCAAAGUGAAAAGGGUUUUCUUAAAUCAGGUGGAUUUAAAGGACUUUAUAAUGGCAUUGGUCCAGUUUUAAUAGGUGCUGCACCAACAGCUGCCCUGUUUUUUAUGACAUAUGAUAGUGUUAAAGCAAUGCUUCAGCCUAGGAUUUCAGAGAAAUAUCAUUCAUUCAUUCACAUGGGUGCUGCUUCCCUUGCGGAAUUGGUAGCCUGCUUGGUGAGGGUACCAGUGGAAGUAAAGAAACAAAGAAAGCAGGCAUUAAUUCUAGAGAAAGGAAAACUUGGAAUCAGAAUGCUUUAUCGUGGUUAUUGGAGUACGGUAUUACGAGACAUGCCUUUCAGUCUGCUUCAAUUUCCAAUUUGGGAGUAUUUUAAAAAAAUUUGGGCACGUUACAGUAAUAGGGAAAUAAAGCCUACAGAAAGUGCUCUUUGCGGAGCUAUAGCAGGUGGAAUUUCUGCUGCAGCCACAACACCUUUGGAUGUUGCAAAAACAAGAAUAAUGUUAUCCAGUAGCACAGCCUGUGCGUCAGAACUUAGAAUUUUCCAUAUGCUUCAAGUAGUGUACAAGGAGCAUGGAAUGCGAGGCUUGUUUGCUGGGAUUGUUCCAAGGGUGACAUGGAUCAUAAUAGGAGGUUUCAUAUUUUUUGGUGUGUACGAACACUCAAUGGUCAUCGCAAAAUUAAUAUUUCCAACAAGAACAAUUUCAUAUGAGGAUCAUAGGCAGUGAUAGAUAAGGUCGAUAGGCAAAAAUUCUCCAACUGUA
Cephus cinctus (wheat stem sawfly) is the source of this 1069-nucleotide messenger RNA. Its product is annotated as S-adenosylmethionine mitochondrial carrier protein homolog. The coding region runs from base 185 to 1033 and encodes 282 amino acids. Gene Ontology annotation, cellular component: mitochondrial inner membrane. The record is from RefSeq and is a predicted model, not a curated record. Lineage: Eukaryota; Metazoa; Arthropoda; Insecta; Hymenoptera; Cephidae. The transcript has 6 exons. Gene Ontology annotation, molecular function: S-adenosyl-L-methionine transmembrane transporter activity.